AUGAAGUUCUCCGUCGCUAUCCUCCUUCCCGUCGUUGGGGUUCUCGCUGCGCCAACGCCUCCUGGUAUUCCAAGCGCCUCUAGUGCUCGAUCCCUCUUGAGCGGUCUUACUGUUUCCGCCCCUACCAACACCGACACUUACGACAGAGAUCUUUUCCCCCACUGGCAGACCUAUGAGGGAACCUGCAACACCCGAGAAUUCGUCUUGAAGAGAGAUGGAACCAACGUUGUGACCAACGAUGCCUGUGCUUCCACCUCUGGCACAUGGAAGUCGCCGUACGACGGCGCUACCUGGACACAGGCCAGUGAUAUCGACAUUGACCAUAUGGUUCCUCUGAAGAAUGCUUGGAUUUCUGGCGCUGCCUCAUGGACUACUGCCAAGCGAACCCAAUUCGCCAACGAUGUGACAAGACCUCAACUGUGGGCAGUCACCGAUGAUGUUAACCAGUCCAAGAGCGACAAGUCCCCCGAUGCCUGGAAGCCUCCUCUGACAAGCUUCUACUGCACCUACGCCAAGAGCUGGGUCCAGGUUAAGAGCUACUGGAAGUUGACCAUCACGAGUGCUGAGAAGACUGCUCUUGGCUCUAUGCUUGACUACUGCUAG
Molecule: messenger RNA, 603 nt
Organism: Fusarium coffeatum
Lineage: Eukaryota; Fungi; Ascomycota; Sordariomycetes; Hypocreales; Nectriaceae
Exons: 5
Coding region: 1-603 (200 amino acids)
Source: RefSeq, a predicted model, not a curated record